This is a messenger RNA of Linum trigynum, 636 nucleotides long. The record is from the annotation of a GenBank genome assembly. NCBI's taxonomy places the organism in Eukaryota, Viridiplantae, Streptophyta, Magnoliopsida, Malpighiales, Linaceae.
AUGAGGCUAUUAAGCUAUAACUGCCGUGGCUUGGGAAACACACGAGCAGUUCGAUCAAUUACGUCGCUUCUGCGGCAAGUUUCCCCCCAGGUUGUUUUUCUAAUGGAAACGAAACAACUUCGGGAAGAGAACGAGAAGACAAGGGUGGAGAUGGGUUUUAAAUUCGGGACGAGCUGGCCGUGUGAUACAUCGCGAGGAGGAAGAGCUAGAGGCAUUUCGUUAUGGUGGAAAGAGGAGAUAAAUGCACAGGUCAUGAAUGUCGAUGGUCAUUUCAUUGAUCUUAGAAUAGAGGAAAGGUUUGAGGGAAGUUGGAGAUUUACGGGGGUCUACGGGUGGCCUGAGAGUGGUGAGAAACAUCAAACUUUGGAGCUCAUCAAUAACCUGAAGGAAUAUUGGAAUGGCCCUUGGCUUUGCGGGGGUGAUUUUAAUUACAUUAUGACGGACGCGGAGAAGCAAGGUGGUUGUCCGGGUCAGGAAAGAGAAAUGGGCGCUUUUACUGACUGUCUCGCGAGGCAGGGUUACAAGAUUUGGGUUUCAGAGGUUACCCAUUUACUUGGGAGAAUCGCCGAAGAGCGGGAGGAUAUAUUGAAGAGAGGCUCGACCGUUUCCUUGCAAAUGAGGGGUGGCGAAGCAUGA